Molecule: messenger RNA, 2594 nt
Organism: Pristis pectinata (smalltooth sawfish)
Lineage: Eukaryota; Metazoa; Chordata; Chondrichthyes; Rhinopristiformes; Pristidae
Gene: mpp1
Product: MAGUK p55 scaffold protein 1
Exons: 13
Coding region: 284-1813 (509 amino acids)
Cellular component (GO): plasma membrane; cell-cell junction
Molecular function (GO): signaling receptor binding
Source: RefSeq, a predicted model, not a curated record
UCACACCGCACUGAUCAAGAGGAAACAGCAAUAAUCACUCACAGAUGCUCAUGACUGGAUCAGGCGUGACUGAGGAUUUAUUGUGCCUAUCACAUUCUUUCCAGCCUGUCAUCUGAGCUGCACUUUAGACUCCUGUGUUUUCAGGAAGGGAUUUAUCUCCCAGCUCCACACGCCCGGUUCUCUUUCCUCCUUCCAGCCUGACACAGCAACAGGGUCCACUGCUGCUCCAGCCUUAACAGGGGAUUCCUUUGAAAGAACAACGAGGACUGACAGCUUAAUCACCAUGACUCUGAAGUCCAACAAGAGUGAGCCCCUUGGACCCUUUGCUGCCUUCGAGAGUAUCAAUAGUUGCCGGACCCCACUGUCUGAUCUGUAUCUGGAGCAGCUACUGCAGAGCAAAGGCAAGCCUGAGUUCUUUGAGAAGAUCGACAUUACAAUGGCCUCAAACAUCAGCUACAUUCUGAGUAAUGGAGUACACAAUAAAGAGGGAUACAUGUUAACCAGCCCUGGUGCUGCCCAGGAAGUCUACAGCAAUGGCAGUACCAACUCUUCCCCUUACAUGAAUGGUAACAGUAAAGAACACGAGACACAGAACAUGAAGAAAAUCCAAAUGAUCACCUUCCAGAAAAGUACAAAUGAACCCAUGGGAAUUACUCUGAAACUGAAUGACAAGGGGCGCUGUGUCAUUGGAAGGAUUCUACAUGGAGGGAUGAUCCAUAGACAAGGCACACUCCAUGUUGGUGAUGAAAUUCUAGAAAUAAAUGGUAAAAGUGCUGCAAAUCAAACAGUGGAACAACUGCAGUUGCUGCUGAAGGAAAUGAUGGGAACUGUCACCUUACAGGUUCAGUCCAGCUAUCAUAGCAACUCUCUGUCCUUCGAGAUGUACAUGAGAGCUCAGUUUGAUUAUGAUCCAAAGAAGGAUGAUCUGAUCCCCUGCAAGGAAGCUGGAUUAAGAUUUGAGACUGGUGACAUCAUCAAGAUCAUCAGUAAGGAUGAUCCUAACUGGUGGCAAGGCACUCUGGAAAAUACAGGCAAAACAACUGGACUAAUUCCCUCACCUGAACUGCAGGAAUGGCGUGUGGCCAAUAGGAAUACUGCUAAUCAGGAUGUGACAUCAGGAUGUGGCGUAUUUGGGAAGAAGAAAAAGCAGUGUAAAGACAAGUACCUGGCCAAGCAUAGUGCAAUCUUUGAUCGCCUGGAUCUAGUCUCAUAUGAAGAAGUCGUACAGCUCCCUGCAUUCAACAGAAAGACCCUGGUGCUUCUUGGAGCCAAUGGAGUUGGGAGAAGUCACAUCAAAAAUGUUCUGAUUACCAAACACUCAGACAAGUUUGCAUACCCAAUUCCACACACCUCAAGGUCACCAAAGAAAGAUGAAGAAGAUGGAAAGAACUACUACUUUAUUUCCAAUGAGGACAUGGUGAAGAACAUUACCUCUAAUGAAUUCCUGGAAUAUGGAAGCUUCCAAGGGGCCAUGUUUGGAACAAAGCUGGAGACAAUCCGUAAGAUCAACGAAGGACAGGGCAAAAUUGCAGUGGUGGAUAUUGAGCCCCAGGCCCUGAAGGUUCUCAGAACGGCAGAGUUCGCACCACUGGUGGUUUUCAUUGCUGCUCCCUCUGCUACUCAGCCAGGCACUCAGGCUGAAUCUCUCAAGAAGAUCCAAAAGGAGUCGGAAAUCCUACAGCAAACAUAUGGUCAUUGGUUUGACCUGACACUGGUUAACAAUGAACUGGAAGACACAGUGCAAAAUCUGGUGGAGGCGAUUGAAAGUGCAUGCACUACAGCACAAUGGGUACCCGUUUCAUGGGUCUAUUAGUGGACUGUUGCAGAAUGGGUGCAGCAAAUAAAAUGUACUUUUUAAAGAAUUCAUUUAACCCAAAAUCAGAAUGUAGUUUGGAGCCUUGUCAUUUAUAACUAAAACCACCUCCAUUAGCUUUUUAGAAGACUUCAUUCAAUUGAUACAUCUUUCUCCAGUCAUCAAAUUUUAUAUACUUUAAAAGAAGUGACUGUUAAGUAAUGGGAGAUUUGCAAUCGUAUUACUCACGAUGUUGGCUGACUUGCCUACUACAAAGCUUACAUUUGCUUUAAAUAACUUUCCUACAACCUCUUGUAUGUAACCCUUUAAUGUACCUGGCCCAGCAUUUAAACUCCUCCACAACACCACUGUACUGAAUGACUAUGUUAUUCUGUGUUCAUUCUGUAUUUAAUAUUGCAGCAUUUGCACAAGAUAGAGAACAAUAAAGCAUCACUAUUCCACCAGCAGGUAUUCAAGAAUGGGACAUGCAGGUGAUUAGGCUGAUGAAUAUUGUCAAGAAAAUUCAGAAUAUGUUAUCAGUCCACACGUGAACUGCAACGGGGAAUGGUGCAAGAUAUAUUCAGGCACGUCACGUCUACCUUUUCACCAUAGUACAACCAAGAUUCACAUCUAUAAGUAUCUAUAAAGAUAAGUAUUAAGUGUUCCAAAUCCUCUAAGUCAACUUGAAAUUAUGCAAGAUAUUAGGUGCUAAACAUAACUGCAAGAUUACACCAUAUAAUGCUAUGUAAUUUUCUCAUCCAAAUGGAAAUGCUUAUUGAAUAAAUGCAUUUACCUCAGUGAA